Molecule: messenger RNA, 5213 nt
Organism: Perca fluviatilis (European perch)
Lineage: Eukaryota; Metazoa; Chordata; Actinopteri; Perciformes; Percidae
Gene: zmiz1a
Product: zinc finger, MIZ-type containing 1a
Exons: 24
Coding region: 376-3669 (1097 amino acids)
Biological process (GO): regulation of transcription by RNA polymerase II; protein sumoylation
Molecular function (GO): zinc ion binding; SUMO ligase activity
Source: RefSeq, a predicted model, not a curated record
CCGAACACGGCUCUCUCUGGUAACUGAAUAGCCAGUGUAAUCUGACACUUCAACUUGCCGUGCUCUACGGUAGUUGAUUCAGUCAGUCACUCACACCGUCUCCGGGGCUCUCACGUCGUCUUUGUGAAGUGGAGAGACUAGCGCGAGAGAGAGGAGCACCGUAAACUCGAGGUUUGGAGAAACAAUACGCGGAUUUGCCUCUGAGGUCCGAGCUAAAAAUCACCGCUUAAAGGAGGGGUCAGUGAAGGACCGUGCUUGAGGAAUACAUGAAGGGCGGGGUGGGAGAGGGGGCGGCCACCACAGCGGCAGUACCACCAAGGUCAAAGUUCACACAGAGUACAGAACCUUUAAUGGCGUUCCGGUAGAGACAUCAAGAUGAACACGUUACCAUCAAUGGACCGGCACAUCCAGCAGACCAAUGACAGGCUGCAGUGCAUCAAACAGCACUUACAGAACCCGGCCAACUUCCACUCAGCGGCCACAGAGCUGCUCGACUGGUGUGGAGAUCCCCGGGCCUUCCAGCGACCUUUCGAGCAAAGUCUCAUGGGAUGUCUGACGGUGGUGAGUCGCGUUGCUGCUCAGCAGGGGUUUGACUUGGACCUAGGGUACAGGUUGCUGGCUGUGUGUGCUGCCAACAGGGACAAAUUCACUCCCAAGUCUGCAGAAACCAGCACCUGCAGGAGAUGUCAGAGUGACUCAGCCCUGCUGUCGUCGUGGUGCGAGGAGCUGGGUCGUCUCCUCCUGCUGCGUCACCAGAAGAGCAGGCAGAACGAACCGCAGGGAAAAGUCCCCAUGCAGCCCAGCAUGAACAGCAUGAAGCCCGGCCUCACACACAGUGAUGGAUCCUUUCCCUACGACUCUGUCCCCUGGCAACAAAAUUCCAACCAGCCCCCUGGGUCAUUGUCUGUGGUUACAACAGUGUGGGGCGUGACCAAUACGUCACAGAGUCAGGUGCUGGGUAACCCAAUGGUGAAUAGCAAUAACCCCAUGAAUCCUGGAGGUAACCCUAUGGGAUCGGGUCUGUCUGCCAGUGCAGCAGGGCUCAACUCACCCCAGUUCAAUGCUCAGCAGCAACAGUUUCCAAACAAAGGAGGCUCCAACCAACAGUACAUGCAGCAGGGCGUGUACGGCAGACCUGGCUACCCUGGAGGUCCUGGGGGAUACAGCGGGAGUUAUUCUGGAGGCCCAAACCCUUCUCAAGGAGGUAUGGGAUUAACCUCCCACACGCGUCCUCCUGGUGACUUCACUCAGCCAGCCGCCGCUGCUGCAGCUGCUGCGGUUGCUGCUGCUGCUGCUACGGCAACGGCCACGGCAACGGCCACGGUGGCAGCGCUGCAGGAAACCCAGAAUAAAGAUAUGAACCAGUAUGGACAGAUGUGUUCUUCGUUCCAAAUGGGCCCUGCGCAGGCCUACAAUAGCCAGUUCAUGAACCAGCCAGGCCCACGAGGCCCUCCUGGAGGUAUGAAUCCAGCCAGCAUGGGAUCAGCCAUGAACAACUCCAAUAUGAGUGGGCCUCCCAUGGGCAUGAACCAGCCUCGAACCCCAGGCAUGGUGCCUUUUGGAGCUCAUGGCCAAAGGAUGCCUCAGCAAGGGUAUCCCGGAGGACCUCGACAGGGCAUGCCCAUGCAGGGGAUGAAGAGGCCAUAUCCUGGGGAGGCAAGUUACGGGGGUCAGCAGUACGGGCCGAACAGUCAGUUCCCACCACAUCAGGGGCAGUAUCCCACAUCAAACACCUCCAGGCCACUGCCAUCUCCUAACUACCCCGGCCAGAGGAUGCCAGGGCAGCAGGGCCAAGGACAGUACCCACCUGCCAUGCCCAUGGGCCAGUACUACAAGCAAGAGCCCUUCAAUGGUCAGAACACAAACUUCUCUGGCAGCGGAUACUCCUAUGGCCAAGGCAAUGGGCCCUCGAGGCCCGUUAACUACCCCCACUCCCCAGUCCCUGGAAACCCCACACCCCCUAUGACCCCAGGAAGUAGUAUUCCUCCGUACCUGUCGCCAAACCAGGAUGUGAAGCCCCCGUUUCCACCCGACAUGAAACCAAAUAUGACAGCACUUCCGCCCCCUCCAACUAACCCCAAUGAGGAGCUGCGGCUGACGUUCCCAGUCAGGGAUGGAGUGGUGCUGGAGCCGUUCCGCUUGGAGCACAACCUGGCUGUCAGCAACCACGUCUUCCACCUUCGACCCUCCGUCCACCAGACCCUCAUGUGGAGGUCUGAUCUGGAGCUCCAGUUUAAGUGCUACCACCAUGAAGACAGGCAGAUGAACACCAACUGGCCCGCCUCCGUCCAGGUCAGCGUCAACGCCACGCCCCUCACCAUCGAGAGGGGAGACAACAAAACCUCCCACAAACCCCUGCACCUGAAGCACGUAUGCCAACCUGGAAGAAACACCAUCCAGAUUACAGUCACCGCCUGCUGUUGUUCCCACCUGUUUGUGCUGCAGCUGGUCCACAGGCCAUCUGUGCGAUCCGUCCUACAGGGGCUCCUGAAGAAAAGACUCCUUCCUGCAGAACACUGCAUCACCAAGGUUAAGAGGAACUUCAGCAGCGUUGCGGCCUCGGCAGGCAGCACUACCCUUAACGGGGAGGACGGUGUGGAGCAGACGGCCAUUAAAGUGUCACUGAAAUGCCCCAUAACCUUCAGACGCAUCCAGCUACCUGCACGAGGGCAUGACUGCAAACAUGUCCAGUGCUUUGAUCUGGAGUCCUACUUGCAGCUCAACUGUGAGAGGGGGACAUGGAGGUGUCCUGUGUGCAAUAAAACAGCAUUAUUAGAAGGUCUGGAGGUGGACCAGUACAUGUGGGGAAUCCUCAAUGCCAUCCAAAAUUCAGAGUUUGAGGAGGUCACUAUAGACCCUACAUGUAGCUGGCGACCUGUUCCCAUUAAGUCUGAGCUACACAUCAAAGAGGAUCCUGAUGGACCACUUGCCAAGCGCUUUAAGACCAUGAGCCCCAGUCAGAUGACCAUGCCCAAUGUGAUGGAGAUGAUCGCUCAGCUAGGGCCUGGCCCUGGACCUGGCCCUAUACUUGGUCCCAGCCCUUACCCCCCACACCCUAGUCAACAUCCUGGUGGCAACGGGGGAGAUUACCCUGGAGCAGGCAACAGUUACCACAGCCAAGGGAACUUUGACUUCCCUCACGGGAACUCCUCUGGGGGUGGAGUUGGAGGAGGUCCCCCUAUGAAUGACUUCAUCCAUGGCCCCCAGCUCUCCCAUCCCCCAGAUGGUCCUGGUGGUCUCCUCUCCCAGGACAAGCCCCUUAACCACGGCAUGAAUGAUGCAAUGUCUCAUCCCGAUCAGUCCCAUAACUCCAUGCAGCACAGCUUGCAUGCAUCGCCCCACUCUGGCAGCCAAUCAGGGCCACCCUUACAUCACAGUGGGCAAUCAGGGCAGCCCUUGCAUCACAGUGGCCAACCAUCGCAGCCGCCUCGCCAGUCGCACCCUCAGCCUCAGCCGCAGCCUGGGCAGAACAGUCACCCCCACAGCGAUCUGAACUUUAACCCCUCCUCAGAUGGGCAGAUGGGUCAGGGAGCCCAGGAUAUGCCUGAACCCUCCCUGGAUCUGCUUCCAGAGCUGGCCAACCCAGACGAGUUACUAUCAUACCUGGACCCUCCCGACCUUCCCGCCAACAGCAACGACGACCUUCUCUCCCUCUUCGAGAACAACUAGUCCUUCACCUCCCCUAGAAACCCUCCUGCACCUACAGGAGUCGCGAUGUGUUUGACUGUCCGUCCACAGACACCUCACCGACCUCCUACAGAUACUUCAAUCAGCUUCCUAUGCUCACGCACGCACACACACCCACAGUUUAUCAACAGACAAUGUGUGGCAUAGGAGCCGGCUGAAAAGAGGCGCCUGUUUGGGAACUCCAAGGGAGAAUGCAGGAUCGCAACUUAUACCCGCACUCCCUUUUUUUCCUCGUGUAAAGAUUCCACGCACCAGUUCCUCCGCCUCUGACUCGAAACACACCAUUUACAGCCAUGUUGGCGGGCACUAAAGUGAUAUUAUAUAUAUACAUAUAUGAUAUUUGUGACUUUUUAACUGAAAACUGUGCAGCUAUAAUCAUCUUGUGUAAACAACACAGAGGAGACAGGAGCCUUUGUGGGCUCCAGGAAAAGUGUUGUAGCUUUGUUUUUGUUUUUUUUAUUAUAAUUUUCCUUUUGUGAAAAAAAACAAAACAUUGUCUUGUAAGAGUGUUUUAUCCUAUUUGAAAUGUGUUCUUCCAAAACCUUGGCACAUGCCAUGCCCUUUGACCCCCAGACUUCUGUGUGUGUGUGUGUGUGUGUGUGUGUGUGUGUGUGUGUGUGUGUGUGUGUGUGUGUGUGUGUGUGUGUGUGUGCGUGCGUGUGUGUGUGAGAGAGAGAGACAGUUGAAUAACUGGAACUCAUCAAAAUCAGAGCACUGAAAGGACAAGCUAAAAUGUCCUUGAGUGUCAACAGAGGAAACAAGCGCACAUUGUGCAAUGUAGUGUGUGUGUGUGUCGGUGUGUGUGUGUGUGUGUGUGUCGGUGUGUGUAUAUACGUAUGUGUGGGUAUGUUUACUUGUCCUAUUCUGUUUGCCUGCGAGCGUAUGUGAAAGACAGCGGGGAGAGAAUGUUUGAGACAGAGGAGGGAGGAAAAAUAUUGAAUGAAAGACAGAUAAAACAAUCCACUCUAAGAGCUGUCUCACUACUUUUUCUCCACCCAGUUUGCAGUCGUUCUUGUGUAUUUAUUUUAAUGUUUUGCUCUUCCUCAUCAAAUUCAGCACCAUUUUGUUCACAAGUGCAUGUGUGCCAAUAGCUCCAGUUGUCUUUGUCCAGCCUAAACGUGCUUGAUCAAGUACUUUUCUCUCUUGUCUUUAUAUUUAUAAUUUUAUUUCAUCAGUUUUGUUUUUAAUUGUCGUCCUUUUUUAUGUGAUUUAUCUUUGUCCCACAUUGAAAUUAAUCAGAUACACAUCACCAAAGUUGUCCCAUGUUGUUUUUUGUAAGGGGUUGGGCCUGGAUAUCAUGUUAGUGCAAAGAGCAGGAUUUCAACAUCCUACAGACAUCUACAGAGGUUUUUAAAUCACUGUGUUUUAUAGAAACGUCUAUGUGAUUGUUCUGAUCUUUCCUUUUGUCAUUUUGUUACUGUUGAACUGCAUCUUUUUGGGAAAAAACAUCCUGCAUGAUCCAACAGUGUUUCCAGAGCUGUUGUAUAUACCCUUUGUGAAUACUUUGUGACUGUACAGUACUGUAC